AUAUUGAGAUCUGCUACUACUUUUAAUAAUGUUAAAUGGAAAAAGAGGAAAAAAAGUUCCCACAAUGGCGCCUGAAGCAUUCUGAUCGGAGAACAGUCAACUCUCGGAAUCAAGUUCAAGUUUCAACUCCAAGCCUAUCCAACCCAGACGAGCGGUCAUGAUGGCAUCUUCGGAGAUCGAAGUCGUCUCGGACGCCAACAAGGAUUCAAAUGAAUUGGGCAAACACGCCAACGAAAUCGCUGUAAUCGACGUUUUCUCUGCGUCUGCUUAUGGAGAUUUUGAGAAGUUGCAAAAAUUCGUUGAGGAAGAGGCUGCGUCUGUCUCUGCGCCGGAUGGUAAUGGCUACUACGCUCUCCAAUGGGCUGCUUUGAACAACUUUCCGAAUAUCGCGCAGUAUAUAAUUGAGCAUGGUGGCGGUGUAAAUGCGAUCGACAACAUGCAGCAGACGGCGUUGCAUUGGGCGGCGGUCCGGGGUUCAAUUGCAGCGGCGGACGUGCUCUUCCAGAACGGGGGGUGGGUGGAGGCAGCUGAUUUAAAUGGGUAUCGGGCAGCCCAUGUUGCAGCCCAAUAUGGACAAACAGCUUUCUUAAAUCACAUUGUUGCAAAGUAUCAUGCUGAUUUUGAUGCACCAGAUAAUAAUGGACGAAGUCCUCUGCACUGGGCGGCAUACAAGGGAUAUGCAGAUACAAUUAGAUUGCUUCUAUUUAGAGAUGCGUGCCAAGGAAGACAAGAUAAAGAAGGUUGUACUCCUUUACACUGGGCAGCAAUUAGAGGAAAUGUGGAAGCAUGCACUGUGCUUGUUCAUGCAGGAACAAAAGAGGAAUUAACGGUGAAAGAUAAUGCUGGAUUUACUCCCGUUCAGCUUGCAUCUGAUAAAGGUCAUCGGCAUGUCGCCUUUUUCCUUUCCAAUGCACAGCGGCAGCACAGUAAGCGGUGGGCAGACCAAAUUUUCAGUGGAAAAAUAGGGAAUAUUGGUUAUGCUCAUAUUUUGUUUUGCAUUGUUAUCAUUCUCAUGGUCCUCUUCAUCAACUCUGUUCUUAUAGCUCCUAAUCUUCCGAAGGUUACAGCUGUUGUUGGGCUUUGGGGAUGGAUGGCUGUUUCUCUGGCUAUUGGUUCAUUGAUAAUGUUCUAUAGAUGUAGUAGUAAAGAUCCUGGUUAUAUAAAAACGUCGAGAGGUUUAGUUAAUCGAACAGAUACAGAGGAUCCUUUGUUGAAUAUUGACCUGAAUAAUUCCUCUGUUUGGGUGGGAAAUUGGUCUCAACUCUGCCCUACCUGCAAGAUAAUUAGACCUGUUCGUUCGAAGCACUGCCCUGUGUGUAAGCAUUGUGUGGAACAGUUUGACCAUCACUGCCCUUGGAUCUCUAAUUGUGUAGGGAAGAGAAACAAAUGGGACUUCUUUAUUUUUAUUUGUAUGGGAACUCUCACAUCAUCUGUUGCUGCAGUCGUAGCAAUUCAAAGAAUCUGGACAGCUCUACUAGCAUUUUCAGCUGAAGAAUCAUGGAUUUAUCAUGUGGUAGUUCAGUUCCCUGGUGUUGUUGCCUUUUUGGUUGUAGACAUUAUUAUCUUGACUGUUGCUACAAUUUUGACCGCUGCACAGGCCUCGCAGAUAGCUCGAAAUAUAACCACAAAUGAAAUGGCCAAUGCCAUUCGUUAUGGAUAUCUUCGCGGUCCAGAUGGGCAGUUUCGUAAUCCUUAUAACCAUGGAUGCCGAAAGAAUUGUGCAGAUUUUCUCAUUCAAGGCUACACAAAUGAUGAUGAAAUUGCUUGGCCUCCAUUACAGCAGGUAGCCAGUUAGAACUAUCAUCUGCUGUAUGGUUUAAUUUUGAAUCCUGGAGUUGUUUGCUGGUAUCAUUCCAUUGUACUGAAAAUCCCAACAGUGUUCCAGCAUAGAUCCCAUCUUCUUGAAAGAUUCAAACAUUAUCUGAUGAGUCCAAGUUUAAUUUGUUAUGGUUGUACAAUUCAAAUAGCAUCAAAUAAAAUAAAAUUAUAAUUUCUGCA
Malania oleifera is the source of this 1998-nucleotide messenger RNA. Its product is annotated as probable protein S-acyltransferase 23. The record is from RefSeq and is a predicted model, not a curated record. The transcript is spliced from 14 exons. Gene Ontology annotation, biological process: protein palmitoylation. NCBI's taxonomy places the organism in Eukaryota, Viridiplantae, Streptophyta, Magnoliopsida, Santalales, Ximeniaceae. The coding region runs from base 158 to 1795 and encodes 545 amino acids. Gene Ontology annotation, molecular function: protein binding; palmitoyltransferase activity. Gene Ontology annotation, cellular component: Golgi membrane.